CCCCCCUCACCUCACCUCACAAGUCACAACCUCCCAGUCUCUUCUCCCCCACUUCAAGUCACAGCAAACAACGCCACUCUAGAGACAAAAUGGCACAGAUGUGGCUCCUUUGGUGGCCAAAAACCACCACCAAGAUUGGUGCUGGUGGUGUUGAUACCACUGCCACCACUAAGGCCACCAACAGUAAGAUAGUCGAAGAGAUUGGUAGUACCCAAACUUGUUUUUGUGGGUGUCUAACAAAGCUUUUGAAGAAGCUAAGGAAGAGAGGGAGAGUGCUACGCACUGCCACUGCAAGUAGACAAUCUUCAUUCCAGUGCCGGUAUGAUCCAUUGAGUUAUUCUCUCAACUUCGAUACAAGUGGGUGUGGAAGCAUGUUAGAUGACGAAGAUUACUACCAGUUUUGUGCUUUCACUUCAAGGUUUGUGGCCAACCCAUCAAGAAGCAGUACAUCUUCUUCUUCUUCUUCUUCUUCAAGAAUACUAGUGGCCACUUCUCACUAGCUAGAAUAUAAAUUACUACUAGUAUUAAGUCCCAAGUUUUGUUGUCUUGUUUUAAUUUCUCUUAGUUUAGAAAGUUAAUGUAUCGAUCUUAGGUUAUGGUUGCUUGUAACGGGCAUAAUUAUUUGUACAUUUAAUGGAUGAUAAAACCCAUAGUUUUAGUCUUUUA
Messenger RNA from Populus trichocarpa (black cottonwood), 666 nucleotides. RefSeq lists its product as uncharacterized. The transcript has a single exon. Bases 90 to 500 code for a protein of 136 amino acids. Lineage: Eukaryota; Viridiplantae; Streptophyta; Magnoliopsida; Malpighiales; Salicaceae. The record is from RefSeq and is a predicted model, not a curated record.